Molecule: messenger RNA, 333 nt
Organism: Haemonchus placei
Lineage: Eukaryota; Metazoa; Nematoda; Chromadorea; Rhabditida; Trichostrongylidae
Source: the annotation of a GenBank genome assembly
AUGCAUUCGGUGGAUUUGCUCCAAAAGCAGCUCGAAUGUUAAAAGUGGAGUUAUGAUUGCGCCAUGGAAGCUAACAUGAUGAAAUGGGCAAAGCAGUGUCUUUUCUAUCACCCUCCACCCGCAUAUAGGAACUACUGGGGACAAAACAUAUUUAUGAUAGGAGAUAAGUACUACAAUUACACCUUGCCGUCACUUGCAGAAACGGCCGUCAUAUCAUGGUGGCAGGAGUUACAGGUUUUUGGUGUUCCAGAGAACAACAUCGUAGUCGCGCCAAAUGAGCACAAAACUGGUCACUACAUGCAGGUAAUAGAAAAAUGUGCUUCUGGGGAAUGA